CCAGUUGGAGUUGAGAUUGCGCAUGCAUGCUUCCCAGUUGAUGAAGAAAUAACACGCCUCCGUCUUCCUUGUGCGCCACAAUCCACGCCUGCUUAUCAUGUCACCUGCAGGAACACAGGCUGUUUGGCAACACGACCUCACAUGUCAUCUGGUUUCCUCACGUGUCAAAAUGGAGAAACGUGAAGUCAUUUCACCUCUGCAGCACACUGAAGUUCAUCAAAUGUUAGGGUCCAGAUGAGCGCCUGCACAGACACAGGACACGGGGCAGCAGACAUGGACAAGCACGCCAGCAGGCCAACAUGGAGCAGGCAGAUCGAGUUCACUCUGGCGGGCAUCGGCUCUGCCGUGGGUCUGGGCAACGUUUGGAGGUUCCCUUAUCUCUGCUUCAGGAGUGGAGGAGGUGCCUUCCUGGUUCCAUACCUGCUGAUGCUGUUGGUGUUGGGGAUCCCUUUGCUGUAUAUGGAGUUGACUAUAGGCCAGUAUACAAGAAGAGGGCCGGUCCACGCUAUGGCUUACGUUUGUCCACUGCUAAAAGGCGUAGGCAUAGCAUCUGUGGCCAUUUCCUUCAUCAUGUGCACGUACUACAAUGUGGUCAUUGCCUGGGCCCUCUACUACCUGUUCAGCUCCUUCCAAGCGCCGCUACUCUGGCAGAGCUGCAACAACACGUGGAACACACCAAACUGCACCGAUCACGCCACCAACAGCAGUUACUCCUCCACUGCCAGCCAGGAGUUCUUCAAGUACAAGAUGCUGCAGCAAACACCAGGAGUUGGAGAAGCCGGAGCGAUUCGCUGGGAGAUUUUCCUUAUCCUUGUGCUCGCCUGGCUCCUCGUCUACCUUUGCAUCUUCAAGGGGGUGAAAUCAACAGGCAAGGUGGUGUACCUCACAGCUCUGCUCCCGUAUGUCAUCCUCAUCGCCCUGUUGAUCAACAACGUGCAGCUCCCUGGAGCGUUACAGGGGAUUCUCUUCUUCAUCGUGCCGGAAUGGGACAAGCUACUCGUAGUGGAGGUUUGGGUGAAUGCUGCGGCACAGAUCUUCAACUCCAUCGGAAUAGGCUUUGGUUUCCUCAUGUCCAUGGCCAGCUAUAACUCUUUCAACAACAGCGUUCUUAAGGACACACUGACCAUAUCCAUCGUCAACUCCCUCACCAGCAUCCUGGCAGGCUUUGUCAUUUUCUCAGCGUUUGGAUACAUGUCUCAUCUGCAGGACGUUCCUGUGGCCCAGUUGGCUGUGGACGGUCCAGGACUAGUUUAUAUUGUCUACCCGCAAGCCUUUACCAACAUGCCAGUGCCUCAGCUGUGGGCUGCGAUGUUCUUCUUCAUGCUACUUUGCCUCGGACUAGACAGUCAGUUUGCAAUGGUGGAAGUGAUGGUGACCAGUCUGACGGAUCAAUACGAUCGACAACUGAUCAGAUUCUUCAAGAAGAAGGAGCUGUUUGUUCUUGCGGUUUGUGUGGUGGCGUGUCUUCUUGGAAUUCCAUGCGUCAUGCAGGUGGGCAUCUACGUGUUCCAGCUGAUGGAUCACUACACCGCCAUCGUGUCGAUCAUGUUCCUUGCAUUCUUUGAGGUUCUCGCCAUUUGCUGGCUUUAUGGCGUGAGUCGACUCUCGGACAACCUGGAAGAGAUGACUGGAAACAGAGCAAACGUUUUCUUCAGACUGUGUUGGCAAAUUGUAGCUCCUUCCCUCAUCACGGUGAUCCUGAUCUUCUCCGUCAUCCAAUUCAAACCUGCUCGCUAUGAAGACUAUGUCUUCCCUCCUUGGGCCCAAGGUGUUGGCUGGGUGGUUGCCAUGGGAUCCAUCAUUUGGAUCCCUUUGGCCAGCGUUCACACAUUGUGGGUGCUACCUGGAUCCUUUGUGCAGAAACUAAAGCUGUCCAUUAGGCCAUACUCCCUGUCGGAGACAUCCAAAAUGCCGUAUUACGAGAGGGGAGGAGGUGACAGAUACCCAGUCGUGUCUGUCAUAAGCACCUCCAUCCGUCUACAAGACAAACCGCCACACCAGGGCAACUGAAGAGGCGUCACUUAGGACAGCUUUCGUCAUCAAUAAUCAAAAACUGUUGCUGCAUUUCUGCCGUGCAGAAAGUAAUAUGGCCAUUUUUUGUCAGUCACUGUCUUGCUUUUAGUGAACUUUGGUAUAGGGAAGAUGUGCAGUUAUCCCUCGCCACUUGGCGCUUUGAAUUUGCGGUCUCGUCUUGUGAACCGAGGAUGUCGUGACACCCCCGUUCCUAACCCAGGCCACUGUUGUGGCCAAGCUAAAACUCAACUCUGGACCCACGGGACACAUUUACAGCAACACACCUGAGCCUCGGUCUUAUUUAUGUCUUAAAUGUCUUAUUUUCUGUUAUUUCUACUAUAUUGGGUAAUAGGAGGUGACUAUAUUUCAUGUCUGGAGGUGUUAAAAACUGCAUUUAGAAGGUCGUAAACAAGUUUUCUAUGUUCUAACUAUAAACACGUUCCAUUUAGAAAGAAGGAAUCCUACUUCACGGUGGGGUUUGGAACCAAUUACCCGCGAUAAACGAGGGAUUACAGCGCUGUAUAUCUUCUGACACUCUCCACCGGUGAAGAGCUCAGAAUUUUGCUGUCAUUCAUUCAACAGCUUGCUUUGUUAACAGCAGCGCCAUCUUUUGGCCACGUUUGGAACUGCAGUUAUGAGUGUAAAUAGUUGUACUGUCCUGUUAUCUGUAUUUAACUAUUGCAUUUAAAUGGCAUAAUCAUACUGUUUAAAAAUGACCAAAUCAAAGUUUAUAUAUGUAUAUACGUAUA
Messenger RNA from Dunckerocampus dactyliophorus (ringed pipefish), 2762 nucleotides. Its product is annotated as sodium- and chloride-dependent GABA transporter ine. Gene Ontology annotation, biological process: sodium ion transmembrane transport. The transcript is spliced from 14 exons. The coding region runs from base 235 to 2010 and encodes 591 amino acids. The record is from RefSeq and is a predicted model, not a curated record. NCBI's taxonomy places the organism in Eukaryota, Metazoa, Chordata, Actinopteri, Syngnathiformes, Syngnathidae. Gene Ontology annotation, cellular component: membrane.